This is a messenger RNA of Ctenopharyngodon idella (grass carp), 2271 nucleotides long. It is a transcript of the gene lztfl1, whose product is annotated as leucine zipper transcription factor-like 1. The transcript is spliced from 10 exons. Gene Ontology annotation, biological process: negative regulation of protein localization to cilium. NCBI's taxonomy places the organism in Eukaryota, Metazoa, Chordata, Actinopteri, Cypriniformes, Xenocyprididae. Gene Ontology annotation, cellular component: cytoplasm. The coding region runs from base 141 to 1130 and encodes 329 amino acids. The record is from RefSeq and is a predicted model, not a curated record.
GAUUAGUAACACAGCGACGACGCUGUUCAGUUUCCAAGCGCAACCCAAAAGCACAACAGUUCUCUUCUCGCUCUUCUCUUCUCGCAAACCUUCCAUUCGUAAACAUCAUUCCCAGUUUACUUUCAUGACAGUGCCUUCUGAUGCUCGAUCCUAAUGUUAACGCACUAUAUUUAAUUCUAGAAACGUUUAUUUUUACUCCUUGUCACGAUAAAACUCCGCAUUACCCUGCUGUAAUGGCUGAUUUUGGGUUUAAUGAGCACCAUCAGAACGAGGUGAUAAACUACAUGCGGUUUGCCCGCUCUAAACGGACCUUGAGACUGAAGACAAUUGACUCCUGUUUCCAAGACUUGAAGGACAGUAGGCUCAUAGAGGAAACUUAUACGGUGGAUGAGGUGUCUGACAUGCUUGACGGGCUGCAGGUGCUGGUGCGUGGAGAAGUGGAGAUGGAACUCAUAAACACAGCUCACACUAAUGUGCUUCUGCUGCGACAACUCUUUUCCCAGGCGGAGAAAUUCUAUCUGAGACUGCAAACAGACAUUUCUGAGCUGGAGAACAGAGAGUUACUGGAGCAAGUAGCUGAGUUUGAGAAGACUGAUUUCAAACCCAACAGCAAGGUAAAUCAGGAGUCCAGUAAGCCAAAAUUAGCACCGCUGAAUGAAGGAGGUGUUUCUGAACUACUCCAGAAGGAGAUUUCCAGACUACAAGAGGACAAUGACAAAUUGAAAGCUAGACUCAGAACUUUGGAAUCUCAGGCCAUGAGCGCUCUAGAUGACAAGUCCAAAGCAGAGAGGGCCUUGAAAGACCUUCAAAAAAGUCAAGGAGAUCAUCAGUUUGCAAUGUGUGCUCAGGAGAUCGCAAAUCUGGAAGGCACAGUUGCAGCAAUGCAGGCUGACUUUGAAAAGACCCUGAAUGCCAACGUUGCUUCUCAAAAAGACCUGCAGGACAGCCUGGUAUCCGCUAAACAUGACCUGCUUCGUGUCCAGGAGCAACUUUCCCUUGCUGAGAAGGAACUGGAAAAGAAAUUUCAGCAGACGGCUGCAUACCGCAACAUGAAGGAGAUUCUCACUAAAAAGAAUGAACAGAUUAAAGAUCUGAGAAAGAGACUACAAAGGUAUGAAUCAGAUGAGUGAACGUUUAACCCACAGGAAACAAAUGAAGAGGUCAACUGAGGGACUUUUAAUGCAUAUUAAAGGAAGUGAAGUCAUUUUUAUCUAUAAAGAUAUACAUUUCAGAAAGGCAAAGGACCAAAAUAUGAUCAACAAUAAUGAGCUGAGAUUCUUACACAGCUCUAUGCCUUCUUAUGUAUUUCCUCAUCGGUGAAAUGAUCACUAUGUAUCAGCUACAAUUUAGUGGUUUACAGUAGAUUAGAAGUUGUAUUCAGACGUGACACUACAAUUGCUUAGUUAUUCAUCACCUCUCUGUAUUCUUCAUUGUCUAUGGCUGGUUACCCGAGAGGUGCUUUUUGCAAGUACCUUCGUGUUUGUGGGUUCACUUUGGUAAAGAGGAAAAGAAAUGCCCAAGUCUUUGUUCUCAUCUUUCCUAGAGGAAUACAGCUUGACUCUGCUGUCAAAUUCUUGUUUUAAGGUCCAACAUACUUUGUUUUCAAAUAACUAGAUGUCUGUGCAUUUUUCUUAUGCAUAAAUUAAUCUACUAGAACCUCUAUCUGCUACCGCAAGGAUAUAACCUAUACAAAAAUUUGUAGAUUAUAACAUCUCAUAGGAAAUAUUGGUAACACUUUCUAUGAAAUCUAUGGAAAUGUUUGUAGUGAAAGUGUUUUUUAUUAAUGUUAAGUCUUUUGUUUUAUUUAGCUGGCUAUAAUUAGAUACUUUGUUAAAAAUAUGUUUAUUCCCAUUCUGACUCACACCACAAUGAGGCACUAGUCCACAUCCUUUGUUUUGACUUUUAAUCUUUAUAUUACUUUGAAUCUUUUGAAAUAUUUUGUAAGCUCAGAGGCCAGUGAAACGUAUCUACAUAUUAACACUACAGGCCAAUUAGAAGCUGAAUGCAGUCUUUACAUUACUGAAGACACCAGUGCUUUUAAAUGUUUACUGCAUUGCACAUUCAUUGUAUAUUUAUAUGCUAUCCACAGUAUAUUUUUGUAAGACCUAUGUCCUUUCCCCCUUUAAUCAAUAAGGAUAAGUGGAACAGUGGUGUAGGAGUGAUAUGACUCUACCUGUGGUCGGGGUCUUUUGUCGUGUGUAACAUUUCUAGUGAUGUAAUAGUGUGAAAUGCAGUGGUUCACUUGAGCUCAUAAAGUUUGCUUUUGGAGUA